AUGGGGAAGAAGCGGACCCAUGCCGAAACCAAAGAUGGCUUUGCGAAGCCGCCGCCGGAUAGCAAUCGGACGAGCGUGAAGGGCGACAAGGACAAGCGCAAGCACGGAGAUCAGAAGGCGCGUUCUGCGUUGCUGUUCAAGGUGCAGCCAGAAUGGCACACGGUAGAGCUUCCACAGCUCCCCACCAUCGACAACCCCACGAUACCUCCACGCUACGUACUCGACGCGAUCCACGAAUAUGCCGACCAGCUUCUGGAGGCUGAGGCGGCCGAGUAUGCAGCGGUGCACUUGUCCAAAGACGCAUCGCAUCGCUUCAUGUCCUCUAUCAUGAAUGCCGGAACCAUGGAGGACAAGGUUUCAGCCCUGACCCUGUUAGUUCAGGAAUCGCCGCUGCACACCAUGAAGGCUUUUGAUCAGCUCCUGGGGCUUUCCAGGAAAAAGAGCAGGAGUGCGGCGAUGAUGGCCCUGGCUGCGCUGAAGGACCUUCUUGGCCAAGGUGUAUUGCUUCCACCUGACCGAAAGCUGAAGGCUUUUGCGCGGCAACCAGGCCUCCUGUCUGCUGUGCAGGGCAAGGGUGCGCAAUGGAAGACUGGCGAUAAACUACCAGGCGAGCUGCAGAAAAUACACUUGAUAGCCUGGGCGUACGAAGAUUGGCUGAAGAAGCAGUACUUUGAGAUGCUUAAAAUCUUGGAGACCUGGUCCAACGACGAAGUUGAAUAUUCGCGCAACCGAGCCGUCACUUUCGUUUGGGAGUUGUUGAAAGAAAAGCCCGAACAGGAAGAGAAUUUGCUGCGCCUGCUCAUCAACAAGCUUGGAGACAAGGAGAAGAAGGUCGCAUCGAGGGCAUCGUAUCUGCUGCUCCAGCUCCAGAUAACACAUCCCCUCAUGAAGAGUGUCAUUAUGAGCUCUAUCGAGUCGGACCUCAUCUUCCGUCCCAACCAAAGUGGAACCGCCAAGUACUACGCGGUCAUCACUCUGAACCAGACCGUUCUCAGCGUCAAGGAACAUGAGGUCGCGAACAAACUCCUGGAUAUGUACUUCACUCUCUUUUUGGGUCUGCUGAAGAAGCAGAAAGAGCAUGAGAAGGAAGAGAAGCGACUGAACAAGCACGGCCAUCUCCAAGGUGGUGGUGGUCAGCCUGGUAAGAUGGCAAAGAAGAAGGCCGAAAAGGCUGCCACAAACGCCUUCAUGGUCGAGGAUGAAUCGAGAGAGAAGCUUAUCUCCGCCAUUCUGACGGGCGUGAACCGCGCAUUUCCGUUUGCGAAGACGGACGACGCAAAGUUCGAGGAGAAGCUCAACACUCUCUACGAGGUCACGCAUUCGUCCAACUUCAACACCAGCAUCCAGGCCAUGACGCUCAUCCAGCAGAUUUCUGCCGCGAAGCACUACUCCGCAGACCGUUUCUACCGGACACUCUACGAAUCUCUUUUGGACCCACGGCUCAUCUCAACUUCCAAACACAUUAUGUUUUUGAAUCUGCUGUACCGGGCGCUCAAGGCCGACACGAGCGUCAAACGCGUCAAGGCCUUUGUGAAGCGCUUACUUCAGAUCAUCCACAUGCACGACCCUCCGUUCAUCUGUGGUGUCCUCUACUUAAUCAACGAGCUUAUUACUACUUUCCCUACCAUCAAGACGAUGUUGUCCACGCCAGAGGACCACGCCGAUGAUAGUGGGGACGAGCAUUAUGAGGACGUCGACGAAGAAGCGAAGGCGAAGUCAUCCGGUGAAAAGGGAGCGAAGCAGCCGACUUACGACGCCCGGAAACGAGAUCCAGAACACGCGCAGGCAGAUCUGUCAUGUCUAUGGGAGCUGCUGCCACUUCAAGCACAUUACCACCCCUCGGUUCACGUCCUCGCCUCGAGAAUUGUUAACCAAGAGCAAAUCAAGGAGAAGCCAGACCCCACGAUUUACACCUUGAUGAAUUUUCUCGACAAAUUUUCGUUUAAAAAUGCCAAGACCAAAUCACAGGCUGUUCACGGCUCCUCCAUUAUGCAGCCAAUGUCUGGUACAUCCAAGGCUACGGACUACCUUAUCACUGCGCGCGAUGGCGAUCGUACGCACGACCCGCUCAACUCAGAGCUGUUCUGGCGUAAGAAGGUCGAUGACGUGCGCGUCGACGAGGUCUUCUUCCACACAUACUUCGAGAAAGCAGGCAAAGCGAAGCAGGCGGACAAGAAGGCUAAGAAGAACAAGAAGGCAGACAGUGAUGACGAGAGCGGCGAGGAUGAAAUCUGGCAGGCGCUUGUCAAGAGCCGACCUGAUGUCGAGGGUGACGGUGGCGAUGACGAAGGCUUUAGUGAUCUUGACAUGGAAGACAUGAUGAGCGAUGACGAAGAUGGCGGUGUCAACAUGGAUGAGGGCGUCGAGCUGAACCUUGGUAGUGACGAUGACGAUGCUGGCGGUGCUGAGCCUGCGGACGAUGACGACGAGGAUGACUUUGAGAACUUCGACCUCGACGACGAGGACGGCUUCAUGGAUGAUGAGGAUGAGGUUCCUGUCGAUCUCAACAUGGACGACGAUACCGAUGUCGAUGAUGAUAAGAAGGGCGACAAGAAGAAGAGCAAGAAGAGGAAGCUCAAGCAUCUUCCCACAUUCGCAUCUGCUAGAAGACUACGCGAAGCUCAUUGGCGAUGA
This is a messenger RNA of Parastagonospora nodorum SN15, 2634 nucleotides long. RefSeq lists its product as hypothetical. NCBI's taxonomy places the organism in Eukaryota, Fungi, Ascomycota, Dothideomycetes, Pleosporales, Phaeosphaeriaceae. The record is from RefSeq and is a predicted model, not a curated record. Gene Ontology annotation, cellular component: nucleus. The transcript has 2 exons. Bases 1 to 2634 code for a protein of 877 amino acids.